AUGUCGCAGGGAGAACAGACGGCCCCGGCUGCAAGUGGCGGGAAAGUGACAUUUCGUGUUAUUCUCACCUCGGAGAGAACGCAGCCAUUCCGAGUUAUUAGCAUCGCCGAGGAGGCACCCCUUACGGCUGUGCUGCGCUUUGCCGCGGAGGAGUUUGGCAUCGCCUCUGUAGACUCCAUGGCGGCCACAACGAAGGACGGCACCGGCAUCAACCCCGCACAGACGGCAGGGAGCGUCUUUAUGAAAUAUGGACAAGAAAUCCGUCUAAUUCCACGUGAUCGUGUAGGAGACGCCUGA
This is a messenger RNA of Trypanosoma cruzi, 297 nucleotides long. RefSeq lists its product as uncharacterized. The transcript has a single exon. The coding region runs from base 1 to 297 and encodes 98 amino acids. The record is from RefSeq and is a predicted model, not a curated record. NCBI's taxonomy places the organism in Eukaryota, Euglenozoa, Kinetoplastea, Trypanosomatida, Trypanosomatidae. Gene Ontology annotation, biological process: protein K69-linked ufmylation. Gene Ontology annotation, cellular component: nucleus; cytoplasm.